UCCGCUGCCUCCUAGUCUCCGAGCUUGGGACCCUCGGACCCGCGUCGUCGGUGCAGAGAGGCCAGAGUCGGAGCGUCUCCCGAGUGCCUUUCGUCUGAGAAGUUCAAGGCGCUUUGCAGAACCUGUGCCACAGGCCGCGCGUGGGUCUUGCAGCCCAUUGGAAAGCCAUGGCCGCCAUCCGGAAGAAGCUGGUGAUGGUUGGCGAUGGAGCCUGUGGCAAGACUUGCUUGCUGAUCGUUUUCAGCAAGGACCAGUUCCCGGAGGCGUACAGACCGAUGGUGUCUGAGAACUACGUGGCCGACGUGGAAGUGGACGGCCGGCAGGUGGAGCUGGCCUUGUGGGACACGGCCGGGCAGGAGGACUAUGAUCGCUUGAGGCCCCUCUCCUACCCGGACACGGACGUCAUCCUGAUGUGCUUCUCCAUCGACAACCCUGAUAGUUUAGAAAACAUCCCGGAAAAAUGGACUCCGGAAGUCAAGCAUUUCUGUCCCAGGGUGCCCAUCGUCCUGGUUGGGAACAAGAAGGAUCUUCGAAAUGAGGAGCGCAGAAGGCGGGAGCUGGCCAAGAGGAAGCAGGAGCCGGUAAAACCGGAGGAAGGCAGAGAGGUGGCCAACGGGAUUGGCGCUUUUGGGUACGUGGAGUGUUCGGCAAAGACCAAAGACGGGGUGAGGGAGGUUUUCGAAAUGGCCACGAGAGCCGCUCUGCGAGGCAGGCGUGGGAAGAAGAAGUCCGGGUGCCUUGUGUUGUGAGCUCGUUCUGAAGUGCUUGUUCGUUAAUCCUAGUGGGUGACUCCUGGCCUUUUCAUUCACCUAUAACUUACCGGAGAUUACAAACCAGAAGUCAUCUUGCUACCGGUAUUUAGAAGCCAACCAUGAUUAUUAAGGAUCCAGCCCACCUGGCCCUCCGGGUCCUCUGACACGGCUCUAACAGCCCUCCUCUGCACUCCCACCCGACACACCAGGCGCUGAUUCAAGGAAUUCCUUAACUUCUUGCUUCUUUCUAGAAAGAGAAAUGGUAACUUUUGUGGGUUAGGCUGUAACUACUUCCUAACCAGCAUGCCUGGCCUGUCAUCUGUCAGCUGCAAGAUGCUCUGGUGAGCUACCGCUUCAGAGCUUUACUCCUGAGCAGAUUCAUUGUCGGGCCACUAGAGAGGGCAUCCAGUUUUUUCAAACUGUGCUCAGCCAGAGAGGCCAAGUUCAUGCAGCUGUGGCAACGUCACAGUUCUGUGGUUUCAUGUUCGUUACCUUAUAGUUACUGUGUAAUUAGUGCCACUUAAUGUAUGUUACCAAAAAAUAAAUAAAUAUAUCUACCCCAAACUAGAUGUAGUAUUUUUUGUAUAAUUGGAUUUCCUAAUACUGAUAUUUGUCAUCCCCACAGAAAGUGUGUUGGUUUUUUUUUU
Molecule: messenger RNA, 1399 nt
Organism: Eptesicus fuscus (big brown bat)
Lineage: Eukaryota; Metazoa; Chordata; Mammalia; Chiroptera; Vespertilionidae
Product: transforming protein RhoA-like
Exons: 1
Coding region: 168-749 (193 amino acids)
Biological process (GO): stress fiber assembly; cell migration; small GTPase-mediated signal transduction
Cellular component (GO): dendritic spine; cleavage furrow
Molecular function (GO): GTP binding; GTPase activity
Source: RefSeq, a predicted model, not a curated record